AUGAUGACGUGCCGUCUGCUGUACGCCCUGUUGGUGCUUGCCCUGUGCUGCUGCCCGUCCGUGUGCGUGGCAGAGGCUAUGCGUAAAGGGUCUUCCAAUACGGCCACGAAGAAUACAAAACCGGAAUCAACUAAGCCUGAAUCUUCUGAAGCCGCCCCCAGUCUAUCGCCCCCUUUGUCAGGGUUGCCAAGCAGGGAGUCGGUUGUGGAAGUAGAAAAAAGUGUUGGAGGGGUAGAAGUUUUGACUGUUCAAGAACCGCCAACAGUUACGGAAGAUACGAAAGAAGUUAAGAACGGCAUGACUGAACCAAUAAGUGGCAACAACCCCCCCGCAGAACAAACAAAUAAGGAGUCUGAAGCUUCUGCUCAGACAACGACCGCUACGACCACGACAAAACCACCAACUACGAGAACCACGACGACCACAACACAGGCACCAAGUACUACGACUACAGAGGCGCCAACCACGACGUCCACCAGCGCACCGUCACGUCUUCGCGAAAUCGACGGCAGCCUCAGCAGCUCUGCGUGGGUGUGUGCCCCGCUGGUGCUCGCCGCAUCCGCGCUGGCGUACGCCACUGUGGGCUGA
Molecule: messenger RNA, 588 nt
Organism: Trypanosoma cruzi
Lineage: Eukaryota; Euglenozoa; Kinetoplastea; Trypanosomatida; Trypanosomatidae
Product: mucin TcMUCII, putative
Exons: 1
Coding region: 1-588 (195 amino acids)
Source: RefSeq, a predicted model, not a curated record